GAGAGAGAGAGAGAUAGAGGGAGGAAUCCAGCAGCGACCUCCUACCAAACAACCUCUGAAGCGAACCCAUAAAAUGAAUUCAGACUCCAGCCUGAGCAGCAGAGCAUCUUCGCCGGACAUGGAUGUCAUGUCUCUUCGAGACCACCACCCACAUCACCAACAUCACCUCCACGUCGGAUCCUCCGUGUCCUCAUCUACGCAGAGCAGUGAGCUGAGACAGAAGCUGAGCGCCAGUGAUCUCCUGAGAUCUGAAGACCCCAAGUCAGUAGACAGCAGCAGCAGCAGCAGCAGCAGUAGCGGAAGCAACAAGUUUAAACUCAAGAAACAAGUUACCGAGGAGGAAAUGUACCACCUCCGUCUCAAGAUUAACGGCCGGGAGCGAAAGCGCAUGCACGACCUCAACCUGGCCAUGGACGGCCUGCGCGAGGUGAUGCCCUACGCGCACGGACCGUCAGUGCGGAAGUUGUCCAAGAUCGCCACGCUGCUUCUCGCCAGGAACUACAUCCUGAUGCUCAACAGCUCCUUGGACGAGAUGAAGCGGCUGGUGGGGGAGAUUUACGGAGGGCACAACUCAGCUUUCCACUGCGGCACCGUGGCGCACCCUGGCCCCAUUGGACAUCCCGGGGGCCCCGUAGCUGCUGCCGCAGCCGCCGCCGCCGCGCACCAGGUGCACCCUCUUCUCGGGGGCGCGUUGUCAUCAUCCACAUCCUCCACGCUGUCGAGCGCGCUGCCGGGUCUCUCGUCUCUCCGAGCACCCCACGCCCUGAUGAAGAGCUCCGCGGUUGCGCCUCCAGCCCUGCAGCUGGGCACCGGCUUCCAGCACUGGGCCGGACUGCCGUGCCCCUGCACCAUCUGCCAGGUGCCUCCUCCUCCACACAUCCCCAUCACCUCCUCCAGCCUCACGAGACUCUCAGUGGAGGGCAAGGACAUGAUUAAAUGAUGUCUGCCAGACACGCAAAGACUGAGAUAUGUCAUGGUGUUUGUACAUAUAGAAUUCAGGGCAUGAGGGUGGAUUUGGCCUCACUGGUGCAUGUUGUUGUUUUGUCUGUUUUCUUGUUUGGCGUUAGAGAAAAAGUGUUAUUUUCCUCCUUGUAACAAGGACUUAUAAAGACUGAUGAUUUUUGCCAAUUGAAGGUAAAAUUAAAAAGUUGUGUGUCAUGCAACAAGAUGCCACGACCCUCUUGUGUCUGACUGAGUUUCAGUCUGACGCUAACAUGUAAAAGGUGAAGGAGGCUGCAUGAACAUUUAAUUCAUUUUACAUUAUUUUUUUGUAUUAGGCGUCAUUUUGUGAAAACGAAGAAUGCUCUCUGUGCCUUGUACCAAGGAUUUUAAACUUGAGUUGUAAAUGAAAAUAAUGACAUUUAUGUAUUUGGCUAUUUCUUUUGGCUAUACUUGUUUUAAAAUUCCUUACAUUAAUUUUUAUUUUGUCCAUUUGUGCUCUGAUCUCUGAUUUUUUCUUUUCGUAUUUUUCUGUGCAUGAUGGUAUAAUUAUCACAGCAUGAUUGUUUUUGCUGAACUUAAUUUGUUAUGCCAAGAGACCCUGUGUCUUUAUUUUUGUACAUUGUUGAUGAAAUAUUUAUUAUCACCCAGCAUCUCUGGAUGAAAUUUCAAUAAAACUGAAAUUAUGGAUCAUA
Molecule: messenger RNA, 1634 nt
Organism: Cottoperca gobio
Lineage: Eukaryota; Metazoa; Chordata; Actinopteri; Perciformes; Bovichtidae
Gene: olig3
Product: oligodendrocyte transcription factor 3
Exons: 1
Coding region: 74-940 (288 amino acids)
Biological process (GO): axon development; sensory organ development; positive regulation of transcription by RNA polymerase II
Cellular component (GO): nucleus
Molecular function (GO): protein dimerization activity; E-box binding; DNA-binding transcription factor activity, RNA polymerase II-specific
Source: RefSeq, a predicted model, not a curated record